AUCCUCAGUGGCAAUUUUUGUUUGAACUAAUUAAUGAUUAAUGGGGGUGCUCUGCGUAAUGCUGUUCAAUGGCACUGAAGAGAAGAAGGAGCAGACAAGACUAGAUGGAUGCAUCAAGAUCUUUUUCGUAGCAAUAAACAGCUAAAAGGAAAAUGAAGCCCACCUUCUCCUUGUGUUUAUUGCUGGCUGCUUUGUAUACUGUUGCCCAGUGUUAUCAGCGCCCUCGCUACCGCAGUAAGCAGGAUGAUGCUAAAGGGACAUAUUAUCCAGGACAUAGUUCUCAGUGGGAAGGAGCUUAUCCAGUUAAGAACAAAACAUUUGUCAAACUAAUUUUCAGCAAUACUGACUUUGCAUUUUCAUUUUACAAGCUGGUCGCAUCCGAAGCAAUGGAUCAAAAUAUUUUCUUUUCACCCAUAAGCAUCUCUGCUUCCUUUGCAAUGCUGGCACUCGGUGCCAAUUCAGUGACACUGACGCAGAUUCUGGAAGGGCUUGCCUUUAACCUGAAAAAGACUCAGGAGCUGGAAAUACAUGACAAUUUUUGCCAACUCCUCCACAUGCUGAACCGUUCAGACAGUGAGUUCCAGCUGAGCCUGGGAAAUGCCCUUUUUAUAGAAGAGACUCUAAAACCAGUACAGAAGUUCUUGGAUGACGUCAAACGCUUUUAUGAAUCUGAAGUCUUUUCUUCUGACUUUAACAACUCUGCUGGCGCUGAGAAUCAGAUCAACAGUUAUAUUGAGGAAAAGACAAAUGGGAAAAUUGUUAAGCUAGUGGAAAAUCUUGAUCCUCUCACUGCAAUGGUUCUCGUUAACUAUGUCUUCUUUAGAGCUCAUUGGGAGAAACCCUUCAGUACAUUAUAUACAAGACAGGAGGAUUUUUUUGUGGAUCAGAAAACAUCUGUAAAAGUUGACAUGAUGUAUCGAAAGGGUCACUACAGAAAUUACUUUGAUGAAGAGCUGUCCUGUUGGCUGGUUCAGAUAUCUUACAAAGGAGAUGUUGCGGCAUUAUUUGUUUUGCCUGACGAAGGGAAGAUGAAGCAGGUGGAAGAUGCUCUCUUGAAAAAGACUGUAUCUAAAUGGGAAAAGUUCCUCCAAGACAGAAAAAUACAUCUGCACAUUCCAAAAUUUUCUAUAUCUGGUACCUAUGAUGUGAAAAGGAUAGUCAAACAAAUGGGUAUGAUCGAUCUGUUCACUGACCAAGCUGAUCUGUCUGGAAUUACUGAGGAGCCUGGACUGAAGGUUUCAAAAGUGAUUCACAAAGCUGUGCUGAAUGUUCAUGAGAAUGGCACUGAAGCAACAGGGGUCACAGUGAAGGAGGUUACCUGGAGAUCUGGUGAUUUUCCUCGUCCGCCUCGAGUCAGAUUCAACAGGCCCUUUCUCCUGGUGAUUCUGGAUAAAUUCACCCACACUGUCCUCUUCAUUGGGAAAAUUGUAAACCCUCAGAAAAAUGACUGAUUGACAAGACUUCAGCACAUCGCUGGCUAAAUUCCUGUGAUCCCGUGAAACACUUAUGUAUGCAUACCACUACGUAGUAGUGCUCAUCUUUCAACCAUUACCCUUAUAAACAUAAUCACCCCUUAAAACAUAAAAACAAUUUUUCCUUGUCCAAAAGUCACUAGUAUUUUCCCAGCCUACAGCUGAGUAUAGCUUGUAGUGUUAAUGAAAUACAAGUCACUUUUCACUUGUAGGAUGUCUUUUCUGACAUGCUCCUGUAGGAUAUUCAGAUUUUUCAAAGUCUCCAGAUGAUGUAGCUGUUGCUGUACAAUCACAGUUUGUGCCUCUGAGAGGAGAAGGGAAAGAGGGAAAAGAAGGUACAAGGUGUAAGACCUGUCUGUUUAAUCCACUAACCUUUGAUGAUUAUUCUUAAAUAUAGGUCCCCUUAAUAUCGGA
Molecule: messenger RNA, 1886 nt
Organism: Pseudopipra pipra
Lineage: Eukaryota; Metazoa; Chordata; Aves; Passeriformes; Pipridae
Product: alpha-1-antitrypsin-like
Exons: 5
Coding region: 153-1451 (432 amino acids)
Biological process (GO): negative regulation of endopeptidase activity
Molecular function (GO): serine-type endopeptidase inhibitor activity
Source: RefSeq, a predicted model, not a curated record